Molecule: messenger RNA, 2769 nt
Organism: Limanda limanda (common dab)
Lineage: Eukaryota; Metazoa; Chordata; Actinopteri; Pleuronectiformes; Pleuronectidae
Product: TGF-beta receptor type-2-like
Exons: 10
Coding region: 104-1846 (580 amino acids)
Biological process (GO): cellular response to growth factor stimulus; protein phosphorylation; heart development
Cellular component (GO): plasma membrane; signaling receptor complex
Molecular function (GO): activin binding; SMAD binding; ATP binding
Source: RefSeq, a predicted model, not a curated record
GAGCGCACGGCGCAGCGCACGCAGCACACCCGCUCCUCCCCCGGGCUCUCACACACUUUACAUCGAGUCUGGAUGACAGUGUCUGGACGCGGGACGCAGGAAGAUGGAGGGACAGCGUAGUUUUCUAUCUUCCCGCGGAGCUUUAUCUGUCUUCUUCCUCGCUGCGCUGCUGGAGACCGGGGCUGUCGAUAUGCCACAUUUUUACCCCUUCAGUCAGCUCUGUAAGUUCUGUGACCUGGAGCUGUCUGUGUGUAGUGGAACAGGGACCUGCAUGUCCAACUGCUCCAUCACGUCCAUCUGCACAGAAACCAACGAGGUCUGUGUCGCUAUCUGGAGGAAGAACGACACAGGCUUCUCUAUCGAAACUCUCUGCCACAAUCCUUCCAAGCCGCUGUAUGGCGUGAUGCUGGAUGACUACAACAGCUCCACCUGUGUGAUGAAGGAGAAGAACACAACAAGUGGGAUGGCUCACCUUUGCUCCUGUACCGACGAAGAGUGUAACGACAAGCUGUUAUUUUCCCCCAUUGUGGAUCCAACUCCAGAGGAUACCUUAGUGUCUGUGAUCCUGGUGAGCCUGCUGCCCCUGCUGGUGAUGGGGAUCAUUUUAGCAGGAAUGCUCUACUGGUACCGAACUUACCGUAAACGCCUGCUCAACCAAGAAUGGGAGAGUAACAGUAAGAAGCGCAAGCUAAGGCUGGACUGCAGCGACGCCUGUGCCAUUAUGAUGGAUGAUGACAGGUCAGAAAGCAGCUCGACCCAUGCCAACAACCUGAACCACAACACUGAUCCACUGCCCAUAGAGCUGGAUGCGCUGGUUGGCAAAGGUCGCUUUGCUCAGGUAUUCAAGGCGAAGCUGAAGCAGACAACCUCAGAUCAGUUUGAAACUGUGGCUGUGAAGAUUUUCCCCUAUGAGGAGUACGCUUCCUGGAAGAACGAGAAGGACGUUUACUCCAACACAGACCUCAGGCACGAGAACAUCCUCCACUUCCUGACAGCGGAGGAGAAGAAGGUGGAGAAGCAGUACUGGCUCAUCACUGCGUUCCACCCCAGAGGAAAUCUACAGGAGUAUCUAACACGUCAUGUGAUCAGCUGGGAGGAGCUGCAGGUUUUGGGCAGCUCUAUUGCUCGGGGUGUUGCCCAUCUCCACAGUGACCGCCUCGCCUGUGGACGCCCUAAGGUGCCCAUCAUCCACCGUGACCUGAAGAGCUCCAACAUCCUGGUGAAGAAUGACCUGACAUGCUGCUUGUGUGACUUUGGCCUGGCACUCUGCAUGGACAGCAGCCUGACUGUGGAUGACCUCGCCAACAGUGGACAGGUGGGUACAGCCCGUUACAUGGCUCCAGAGGUUCUGGAGGCCCGACUCAAUCUGGAGAACACUGAGUCCUUCAAACAGACUGACAUUUAUUCCAUGGCGCUGGUGCUGUGGGAGAUAACAUCGAGGUGUGAAGCUAUCGGAGAGGUGAAAGACUAUGAGCCUGCGUAUGGCUCUAAAGUACGAGAGCACCCCUGUGUGGAGAGCAUGAAGGACAAUGUGCUGCGAGACAGAGGACGACCUGAGAUCCCCAACACCUGGCUCAGGCAUCAGGGUGUGGCUGUGAUUUGCGCCACAAUAAACGAAUGCUGGGACCACGACCCCGAGGCCCGACUCACAGCGCAUUGCGUCGCCGAACGCAUCUCAAUAAUGGAGGACGAGAUUGACAAACUUUCCAGCCGCAGCUCCUCAGCGGAGAAGAUCCCGGAGGAGCUGAAGAUCCCUGUAGAGCUGGAGAUCCCGGAGAAAGAGGUGAAAAUCACAGAAAUACAGAACAUCAUCGCUAUGGACUGCUCCGUAACCGACGAGAAGUGAGCAGAGGUUUGUGGACAUUUUUUUAACAAAGGCACUACUGCGAUGAGAACUCUCAUAAGUGAUAUUCAGGAGCUGAGCUCUUGUAGGACUUGGAGCCAGGAUGAGUCGAGUCCCAGUCUCAUAUCUGAUUCUAACCCAGCAAAGAUAAACCCUGGGGGAUGGUUUCGGACUUCACCGUUCAUAAACUGUAUCAACUCACCCUAAUCAGCCAAAAAGCUGAAGAGCCAAAAAGCGAGAGUUAACUGGAAGCUUCCAAAGAUGUGCAGGGCAUGGAUACAGUGUUUUUACCAAGUGAGACAGGUGCCUAUCUGAGUUGAAAGGUCACUUUCUGUUUGAGAAAUGAACAGGGCAAUAAGUAGUAAACCAAAGACAUUUAAUGUGCACUUUACCAUUUGAUACUCAUGCAUUAUGGAUGUUCCAUUUUGAUAUCUCUGUUACUCGGACAUGUUGGAGUUAUGAACGCUUUUGCAUAAAAGUGCCUUUGUGUGUGUGUGUGUGUGUGUGUCUGACUUUGAGCAAAAAACUUGGCAGAGAUGUCGCCUUAACACUAACAAUGCUGUGGACUCCAUCCCUCAAGCAGGAAUGUGUGUGUGUGUUUGUGUGUGUAAAACAAAGUUGUCUUUACACAGCUAUACUUAAACCUUGUUUGACAAAUAAACAAGCACAAUGUAUAUAGUGACAAUAACUGUAAAUAAGAGAUGAUUCAGCCAAAAGGGAAAGUAAUCCUUCUACUUGUCUUUGAAUGCAGAGAUUUAAAAAACAAAUUAAUAGAGAUGUAUUUUCUAAAACAUUUUGUAUGUUUUCUGUUUAUAGCAACAUGAAACUUAGGAGUGUGCCAAAGAUCUUUUACACUUCUUUACAUACAGUAUGUCACAUGUAAAAUAUUGUAAACUCUAUUGAAUAAAGAUAUUUCUGCAUACUGA